Lactuca virosa is the source of this 1033-nucleotide messenger RNA. Lineage: Eukaryota; Viridiplantae; Streptophyta; Magnoliopsida; Asterales; Asteraceae. The record is from the annotation of a GenBank genome assembly.
CCUAACUCGGCCUCUAAUCCAUCACAAAAAACAGAAAAUUAAGAUGAAAUAUAUUGUCAAAUACAAACAAGGAAUUCUUUUUCCUUUGAUCUUCAAUUAAUUAAAUAUUUGACAACCCAAUUUUUGUUGGGUGCCUUUCCUCUUGUUGGGAUUUUUUUAAUUUUUUUCAGAAAAAAAUUGAGAAGAAAAUAAGAAGGAAAAAAGAUGUCUUUCACAGGAACUUUGGAUAAAUGCAAAACUUGCGAUAAGACUGUUUAUUUUGUUGAUUUAUUGACUGCCGAUGGAGUUACUUAUCAUAAAGCGUGCUUUAGAUGCACCCAUUGCAAAGGCACUCUCUCGAUGAGCAACUACUCCUCAAUGGAUGGAGUUCUUUACUGCAGGCAUCAUUUCGAACAACUCUUCAAGGAAUCUGGAAAUUUCAGCAAGAAUUUUCAUGCAACAAAAGAAAAAGAAAAAGCGCCUCCGAGCAAAGUCUCGUCUAUAUUCACCGGUACGCAAGAUAAAUGUAGACAAUGUAGCAAGACUGUGUACCCUCUCGAAAAGAUCACAAUGGAAGGAGAACCAUACCACAAAUCAUGCUUCAAAUGUGCUCAUGGAGGGUGUCCUCUUACACACUCAUCAUAUGCUGCCCUUGAUGGUAUUCUUUAUUGCAAACAUCAUUUUGCUCAACUCUUCAUGGAGAAAGGAAAUUACACUCAUGUCCUCGAGGCUGCAAAUAGAAGGAGCAAUGCAAAGCCGGAGGAUGUAGUUGAGCCAGCCGGGGAGGAGGAAGGUGAAGGAGGAGGAGGGGAGGAUGAGGAUGGCCAAGCGGAACCACCAGCUGAGGAGGAGAAACCACCGGAAGAGGACUAAUCCUAAACAUAUUCAAAUACUUUAUAUAUACAUACUUACAUAUCUUGGUUUCUUUGUUAAUGUAAUCUUUUGAAGACCCCUUUUUUCUAUUUCAUUGUGUUGGGCCAUUGAAUAUUCAGUGGUUUGACUUUUGAAAUUAUCCUCUAUAUUUUAUUUUCAGUUGGUGACUAUAAUGUAUAAC